AUGUCCUACUUCAGGACUCCACAAACUCAUCCAGGUCCUCUGCCUUCUGGCCAAGGUGGGACUGCUUCUCCAGGCCUGUCCCUUGGCCUCUGUAGUCCUAUAGAGCCAGUGGUGGUGGCCUCUGGCGGAACAGGCCCACUGAGCCAGAAAGCUGAGCAGGUGGCACCUGCUGCCCAGGCCUGGGGCCCAGCCCUGGCAAUGCCACAAGCCAGGGGCUGCCCUGGGGGGACUAGCUGGGAGACACUACGGAAGGAAUACAGCCGAAACUGCCACAAAUUCCCGCAUGUGAGGCAGCCGGAGAGCUUGGGCUGGGACAAUGGCUACUCCAGAAGCAGAGCCCCCGACCUGGGUAGCCCCAGCAGGCCUAGGCCCCUGAUGCUGUGUGGGCUGUCACCAAGGGUUCUACCGGUACCCUCUGAGGCAGUGGGGAAGGAGGCCAGCUCCCAGCCUGACAUCUGCAUCCUCACCCUCGCUAUGAUGAUUGCUGGCAUCCCCACCGUGCCCGUCCCAGGCGUUCGGGAAGAGGACCUGAUCUGGGCUGCUCAAGCUUUUAUGAUGGCCCAUCCGGACCCAGAGGGUGCUGUGGAGGGGGCGCGGUGGGAGCAGGCACAUGCCCACACAGCCUCUGGGAAGAUGCCGCUAGUGAGAUCUAAGAGGGGCCAGCCUUCUGGCUCCUGCUUGUAGAUGGAUGAAAUAGCACCAGUUACGUA
Molecule: messenger RNA, 710 nt
Organism: Chlorocebus sabaeus (green monkey)
Lineage: Eukaryota; Metazoa; Chordata; Mammalia; Primates; Cercopithecidae
Gene: SPATA25
Product: spermatogenesis associated 25
Biological process (GO): spermatogenesis
Source: RefSeq, a predicted model, not a curated record